GAACUGCAGCCGGCAAGUUAUUGCUCGUGCUCGCACUCGUGCACACAAUCCAUAACAAACAAGAGACUGAACGUGAUUCGAGGCACCUCACGAGAAUUUAUUUUUUCAUUCUUCUCUUAGAAGUACAAAAAGAAGUUGGAAAUACCUUUACAGCUAUAGACUCCUGUUAACAAACAUCCAGAUGCCGUCUACGCUUCUCAGAGCGACAUUUAGAUGACCAUGUUUGUGCUGCGCGCUUCAAAUAACAAAAUGGACGCACAACAAAAACUGACAGCAGUGAGAAAACAGCAGUUAAGAAAGCAUCUGAUCGUGUGGAUAUGUUUGCACCAGCUCUUCAAUUCAUCAUGUCGACAGAUGAGCUUUCUCUUUCAGAGCGAAGCCAAACUGAAGCUAGUGGGAUUAGUUCUGGACUGGCUACUGUCGGCUAUUGGAACACCCUCUAGAGGCUGCAGGAGGAGAACGCCAGCGCUGGCAGAUCAAUACAAUGGGAGAGAGUGAGAACGAGAGGGGGUAGAGAGGCAUAGGGAGGGAAGGAGAAGGAAAGAGAACGAGAGCGGGGGGUGUCGCUGGGUGAGGGAGGGAGACAGAGAUAGCGUGCAUUUGCGUGUGCGAGAGAGAGAGAGAGAGAGAGGAGGGUGCGAAAGACGGAUAGACAGAGAGAGACCGAGUUAGAGCGAGAGCAAGGUGCACACGCUGCUCAGCCUCCUCAUUGCAGCCGCGACAGGCAGCCAGAGAGGAGCUCCAAUCUAACUGGUGGCAACAAUAGACUACUGAAAACACAGCUUGACCGAUCAAUAGACCUUUGCCAGAAACAUUGUGAGAGGGAGAAAGCUGCUCAAGGACCAGGGUGGAGCAGAUAAGGUGAAGAUCUGAGGCAAUUACAGCACCGGCUUCCAAAACUAGAAGACCACUGGGGACUUUGCAGAGCAUCAGAGGGCGCAGGUUAUCCUUCUGUGUGGAGAGACAGGAAGAGCAUAAGCAUAAGUGCCAAUCAGAGGUCUAUUUGUGGAGUUGAUGAUCUCGCCCUAGUGCCCGAGUUGUGAUGUGGGGGUGCACCAUGGCAAUACAAGGUUCAAUAUUGAGCCUUGCUCUACUGUUCUUUGGGAUUCAAGCUGUUCCUAACCCCACCAACAAACUAGUGAGGACCACAAGGGUGAGACGACAAGUUCCAGAAGGUGGGGGUCCCCCUAGUAACCAGACCCAGCCCAUGAUCUUCAAUCAUGUAUACAACAUCAACGUACCUCUAGAGUCACUCUGUUCAGUGGACCUAGACGCAGUACCAGGCCCGGAGAUAAACAAAGGUACAACUGGGAGUGACAGGAUGCCGACGGAGUACACAGAAGAGACAGUGGACUCGGACAGCCAGGUGACCUUCACCCAUCGCAUCAAUAUCCCUAAGCAGGCCUGUGCUUGUCCUGCGGCUACCACCAUGGAGCAGCUGGCAAACCGCAUAGAGAUGCUGGAGAGGGAGGUGUCCUUGCUUCGAGCACAGUGUAGCUCCAGCUGCUGUGGAGAGAGCUCUGUUAUGGGUCGCUUGGACUUCGUCCCUCAGUGUGGCCAUGGCACCUUCAGCAUGGAGGUUUGUGGGUGUGUUUGUGAAGAAGGGUGGAUUGGCAAGAACUGCUCUGAACCCCGCUGCCCAGAUGACUGCUCCGGCCAGGGCAUUUGCAUCGAAGGCGAGUGUGUAUGCGACCGUAACUUUGGCGGUGAAAACUGCUCGGAGCCUCGAUGUCCAGGUGAUUGCUCUGGCAGGGGGUUGUGCAUUGAUGGUGAGUGUGUCUGCGAGGAAGCCUAUGCUGGGGAGGACUGCUCGCAGGGCAGAUGUCUGAACGACUGCUCAGAUCAAGGAACCUGUGUGAACGGAACCUGCCAGUGCAGAUCCGGCUUCCUGGGGGAGGACUGCUCUCUUAUCUUCUGUGCUAAUAACUGCAGCCAGAAAGGGGUGUGUAAGGAUGGUUUCUGUGCCUGUCAAGAGGGAUAUACAGGAGAUGACUGCACCUCAGUGUCACCUCCUAUGAAUCUGCAAGUUCAGGGAGUGUCAGAGAACACCAUUGAUCUGCAGUGGGAGGGGCCAGUGUUCCUGACAGACUAUCUCAUCACUUACGCCCCCACAACCCCUGGCGGAGUCCAACUAGAGAUCAGAGUCCAAGGAAACGUUACCAACACCACCAUCAAAGGGUUGGAGCCGGGUCUGGAAUACAACAUCAACGUGUACGCAGUGAUUGACAACAUCAUCAGUGCCCCUAUGAACACCUUAGCCUCCACCUAUCUCACGAAUCCAGACGGUUUACUCUUCAAAUCCAUCAUGGAGACAUCCGUGGAGGUUCAGUGGCAACCCUUAGACUACUUGUUUGAUGGUUGGGAAAUAAGCUUCAUUCCCAAGGACAAUGAUGGAGGGAUGACAGCACAACUACCCAGUACCAUCACAUCGUUCCACCAAACAGGGCUGAAGCCUGGAGAAGAAUACACUGUCAACCUGGUGGCCUUGAAAGACCAAGGCAGGAGCCUGCCUGUUACUGCAACCAUUAUUACACUAAUCGAUGGGCCAACGCAACUUAUUGUGCGAGACAUCUCAGACACGGUUGCCUUUGUGGAGUGGAGCCCACCCAAGGCUAAAGUGGACCAGAUUAUAUUGCGGUAUGGGCUGGUAGGGGUGGACGGACCAAAGACCACCUUUCGCCUGCAGCCCACUCUGAGCCAAUACUCCCUCCAAGUACUGAGGCCUGGAUCCACGUAUGAAGUAUCAGUUUGCGGAGUCCGGAAUGGCACUGAGAGCGGAGCCAUUUCCACAGAGUUCACGACAGAAAUUGAUGCACCAAAGAACCUGAGAGUGCUGUCAAAAACGUCCACUAGCCUGGAGCUGGAAUGGGACAAUAGUGAGGCAGAUGUAGAAGGCUACAGUGUGGUCUACAGCACUCUGGCUGGCGAUCAGUAUGACAAAGUCAUUGUCCCACGCAACGAUGGCACCACCACCAAAACUACUCUCAAUGAUUUACUGCCUGGCACUGAGUAUGGCAUAGGAAUUUCAGCUGUUGUAGGUGCCAACCAAAGCACCCCAGCAACGAUGAAUGCCAGAACGGGUCUAGAUGUCCCCUUGGAUUUGACUGUCACAGCCUCCACCGACAACACCAUCACGCUGUUGUGGGGUACGGUGCAGGGGCCUAUUGACCACUAUAGGGUGACCUACACAUCCUCCACUGGAGUCACAACAGAGCUUACGGUGCCCAAGGAUGUCACCACCACCACACUGACAGGUCUAGAGCCGGGCACCGAGUACACCAUUACAGUUGCAGCACAGAGAGGCAGGCAGCAGAGCACCGCGGCCACUAUUGAUGCCUUCACAGGGUUCCGCCCUAUCACGCAGCUCUUCUUCUCUGAAGUCACAUCUGAUUCAUUGACUGUGGCGUGGAGUGCACCGGCACCGCCUGCUGACGCAUUCAUCUUGAACUACAGUGCUCAGGACUCCAGUGAUGAUUCUGAAAUUGCUCUGGAUGGGUCCAAAACCAGAAUCACCCUCACUGGUCUCCUGCCCUCCAGGCGGUACACUGUUACCUUGGUUACCAUGCACGGCAAUGUGACCUCAAAGCCAGUAAUAGGCUCAGUCACAACAGGAAUGGAUCCUCCCAGAGACAUGACUGUGCUGUACGUCACUGAGGAAUCUGUAACCAUAUCAUGGAUUCAGCCACUCGCACCCUUUGAUUACUACAAAAUGUCUUACCAAUCACCAAAAGGUAGGAUGGACAAUGUGGUGAUUGACAAUGAUGUCACCAACUACACCCUAACCAGCCUCCACCCAGCAACAGAGUACGAAAUCAAGCUGAACGCAGUGAGAGGAAGCCAAGAGAGCAAGGUCAUCACCACUACUGUCUUCACAGCUAUGGACAUGCCUAUGGAGCUCACCGCAUUGAAUGUCACACCUCAGGGGGCUCUGCUGCGUUGGAACCCCCCUGUUUCCAGUGUUGAUAACUACGUGCUCACCCUCACCCGUAACCAAGUUACGGCAGACACCUUCUUAGUGGAGGGUAGCAAGCAGGAGUACCAGCUGAGUCAGCUCAUUCCCAGCACCACCUACUCAGUGGCCCUCUAUGCCACCAAAGGUCCUCUCACCAGUGGCACUGUCAUUGCCAACUUUGUCACACCCAUGGAUGCGCCCCAGAACCUGACAGCCAGUGAGAUUAACCAUCGAAGCGCCCUCAUAUCCUGGCAACCGCCCAUCGCAGACAUCGAUAACUACAUGCUGACCUACAAAGCAGCGGACGGCAGUCGAAAGGAGCUGAUCUUAGAUGCCGAAGACACAUGGAUCCGUCUCGAGGGGCUGGCGGAGACCACCGAAUACACUGUGAGACUGCAAGCCGCCAGAGGAUUAGAGACCAGCGCCAUUGUUUCUACUUCUUUCACAACAGGAAACCGGUUGUUUCCCACGCCUCAGAACUGUGCGCAGCACCUCCUGAAUGGAGAGUCCCUGAGCGGAAUCUACACCAUCUACAUCAACAGAGACCUCAGCCAAGGUGUGCAGGUUUACUGCGACAUGACCACCGACGGAGGCGGCUGGAUAGUGUUUCAGCGACGUCAGAAUGGUUUGACUGAUUUCUCCAGGAAGUGGAGUGACUACAAGAUCGGCUUUGGCAACCUGGAGGAUGAAUUCUGGCUCGGGUUGGACAACAUUCAGAAGAUUGCAGCUCAAGGUCGGUACGAGCUCCGCAUUGACAUGAAAGAUGGCCAGGAGUCAGUAUAUGCCAACUAUGACAGGUUUUCCAUUGGAGAUUCCAAGAGCCUCUACAAACUGAGGAUAGGAGAGUAUAAUGGCACUGCAGGUGACUCUCUGAGCUACCACCAGAGCAGACCUUUCUCUACCAAGGACAAGGACAAUGACAUCGCUGUCACCAACUGUGCAAUGUCCUACAAGGGAGCCUGGUGGUACAAAAACUGUCAUCGGGCCAACCUUAACGGAAAAUACGGAGAGUCCAGACAUAGUCAGGGUAUAAACUGGUAUCACUGGAAAGGCCAUGAGUUUUCCAUCCCUUUUGUGGAGAUGAAGAUGAGACCUUUCAACUACCGCAGCAUCAGUGGCAAGCGGAGGAGGUCCACCCAUUAAUCCACCGUCCUACUAGCUGUUUCUAUUUUUAAACGGGGCAACGAGGACACAAGGAGCGAUGUAACUUAUUUAAAUCUUUGAAUGACAAAAUCCCUUUGACGAAUGUCUGUUGUAAAUUGUAAACUUUGAGGUUCGGUGACUUUCUUAUGUGUAAUGCUAUUUGUUCAGUUCUGGGAGAAUGAAGACUAGGUAAUGUUUGGUAUUGUUCAGCACGUUUACAGUGUGAGGCCUGCGGAAAGAACCUCGUUAUUAAGUGAAGAAAAGAGAUCAUUUCUCCCUUUGAGAUAAAAGAUUUUAGAAGAAAAUGAAUGCCCAUAAAAAUGAGAUGCUUCUAUUUUUAUAAAUGAUGAGAAAUACCUUUAAAAAGUAACUGAGUGAUUUUCAUGUUCAUGUGACCCAUUACAGUGUUACAUUUUGCAUUUACUCCACCCUGAAGCCAACACUAUUCUUGUAUUACUUUAUUGUUAUUUCAUCUCAUAUUUAAACUUACAUUAACUGUUGAAGCAUUGCAGGGGAUAAAGUUCUUACACUGUUACAGGGUUUUCUGAAAAGACAAAACCACAAAAUGCUAUUAUCAUUGAAACCUCAGAAACCAAAGAAUUAUUCAGUAUCUGAGGUCAAAUCUAUGGAAGCUUAUUUCCACCACUGAAUAAAAAAUAAAAAAGGUAAUUGCUACUUUUUAUCUCACGAUUUUGAAUUUUGUUUCUCACAAUUGCGAGUUUACAUCCCGCAAU
Megalobrama amblycephala (Wuchang bream) is the source of this 5829-nucleotide messenger RNA. It is a transcript of the gene tnr, whose product is annotated as tenascin R (restrictin, janusin). The coding region runs from base 1043 to 5095 and encodes 1350 amino acids. The transcript has 25 exons. The record is from RefSeq and is a predicted model, not a curated record. NCBI's taxonomy places the organism in Eukaryota, Metazoa, Chordata, Actinopteri, Cypriniformes, Xenocyprididae. Gene Ontology annotation, molecular function: protein binding.